Ceratina calcarata is the source of this 8303-nucleotide messenger RNA. Its product is annotated as A disintegrin and metalloproteinase with thrombospondin motifs 9. The record is from RefSeq and is a predicted model, not a curated record. Bases 843 to 6167 code for a protein of 1774 amino acids. Gene Ontology annotation, biological process: extracellular matrix organization; proteolysis. The transcript has 28 exons. NCBI's taxonomy places the organism in Eukaryota, Metazoa, Arthropoda, Insecta, Hymenoptera, Apidae. Gene Ontology annotation, molecular function: zinc ion binding; metalloendopeptidase activity.
GGUCUGCUCGCGUUCGCGUUCGUCCAGUCAGUGCGUGCCAGCGGCUCGUGUCGCGCGUUUCUCGCUUCAUUUCUUCCGUCGUCGUCCUCUUCGUCGUCGUCGUCGACGCACCCGCCGCUCCGUUUUUCAUCCGCGUUUCAAACCCGUCCGCCUUGCUACCGAAGAAGAAGAAGAAGAAGAAGAAGAAGAAGAAGAAGAAGAAGAAGAAGAAUCACACGUUGUGACAUUGAAAAAGUGCCGACGACUGCCUUUUGACUACUUUGGUCUCGUUGAGUCUUGGGACCAACGUCGAAAGGACAAAGUGAAACUCGCCGAGCUGUAACGAUCACAGGAAUCAAUAAAAACCAAUCAAGAAGUUCGCCAGAAGGGCCGUCAUAUAUCUCGGCAGGCCCCGGCUCUCUUAACAACCCGGUCAUACGUUCCGAGACAAGGACAUGAUCACAGAGUGGUAACCAGCCAGAAGUAUCAUCACCGUCACGAGGAAGAUAACGACGUCGUGGUGGAUAGCUCGCGGUGCGCGUCGAAUCGAAGAUUCCAGUGGCCCUUAAUGGGCAUUCCGCGGUCGGUUCUCGGGUGGAUUUAGCGGCUAAACAAGGUUCGGAGAGAGGAACCUUGAGAUCCCCCGGCCGGACUCUAUGGGCGCUCGAGGGUGGCGCAGAGCGGCGAAUGACUCGGUGCCGCGAUAAUCCUCGUCCUUUCGUACCUCGAAGCCACGAAAAUGAUCGAGUGACCGCUCCCGGGUCUGGGAUCUUGGCGCGUUACCGGACGGCGUUUCCUUCGCUCCGUUGAUCCUUAACGAGCACGGUGAACAACAAUAAUAAUCAUAAUUGCCGGAGGGAGUCAUGACGCGGAUCGCGAGUCGCGUCUUCGUUAUCGCCGCGGCGAUCAGUGUCCUGCUGCUGGUGGUGUUCCUGGUGAUCCAAUGGACAGGUGUGUGGGCCAGCCAGGUGAACGAACCGCAGGAUUUCCAUAGGUUCGCGGAUCGAUCUACGGUCACAGAGAUUCUGUUCGACUGGGAAGACAGCGAUGAAGUGACUGCAAAGUCGGAGAAAUUACUGAGGAAGCGGAAUGGAUCUAAGAAAGGCGAAACGUUUUCCUCGAAGUCCGAUUUGGAGUACGUACAGUUGAAGAAGAUCACCGGAGAUUACGAGGUCCUCGCUGAAGUCUCAAGGGUUAGAAGUGGUCACUUUCGUCACGCAACGGGGGAGUUUUGGGACCUUCACCCUCAGUACAAGUUCACCGCAUUCGGAAGACAGUUCCACUUGCGUCUGUCUCACGACAACAGUUUCGUCUCGCCAAACAUUAAAGUUACACAUAUGACUGAAGACACUACUACGAAAGAAUACCACCCUGGCAAUGAACUUGGCUGCUUCUACAGCGGAACCGUGGAAGGUGAUCCAUCCUCUGCCGUCACUGUCAGCCUUUGCUACGGAAUGACGGGCCACGUGAGAACGUCGACGGGAACCUACGUAAUUAAACCGACGGAACCCUGGCCGAAGGAUGACAAGGAUUCUACAGAGUUCUCGUUGGAACACGCCAUCCAGAGAAUGCGGCCCCGCGCUAUGCAUCGCGAUCGUUCGAGCGACGUCGCUAGCGGAAGCAAGACGAGCCACUGUGGUCUUAUGGAUGGGGAUAACGCGGCUCCGAGUUUGGACGCGUCUGAGAAUAAAGUUUCCUUCGAUGGGCGACGCAAACGCAGAUCUCCGGCCGAGAGCCAAAGGAGGACCCUGGACGAUUCUCGGAACGAGUAUGGCCAGUUUGUCGGACAAGGCGAGGAGCAUCAAAAUUUUUUACGAAACGACGGCAGAUACUACUCCGUGGAGCAGAGGCAAAAUGAUCCGAGCGAGGAGUACGGCCAGGACUCGGAAAUGGAAUCGGAUCCCUCCGUGACUUGGAGACCACGGAGAGCGCAGGGAAGAGAAUAUUUCAUCGAAAUCAUGGUGGCGGCCGACGCCGAGAUGAUGAGGUACCACGGCGAGCAUCUGUCUAGCUACAUUUUGGGCCUGAUGAACACGGUGUCGCGGCUCUAUAAAGAACCGUCGAUUGGAAACGCUAUCAACAUCUCGGUGGUGAAAAUUAUAAGAGUCGACGCGAUGUUCGGCACCAGGCGCAACACGAGCUCCGGAAUCGCGGCGUCUGAUAUGUUGAGUAACUUCUGUCGUUGGCAGAAAGCGCAAAAUCUGAGCGAACUCAGACACGAACGUUACGACACUGCUCUUCUCUUAACCAGGGAAGAUCUGUGUUACAAUGCCGAUGAAAAGUAUUGCGACACUCUGGGAUUGGCCGAAUUGGGACGAAUGUGUGACCCGAGAUCAUCCUGCGCCAUCGUUCAGGACAAUGGCCUGGCUGCCGUUUUCACGAUCGCUCACGAAAUCGGACACGUAUUGAACAUGCCUCAUGACGAUGACGAGACGAAAUGCGCAUCCUCAAAUAGUUCCAAACUGCACAACAUUAUGUCCAGGAUGCUGGACACAUCUCCGUGGGAAUGGUCAAAAUGUUCCCGGGACUACGUCACCGAAUUUCUCGAAUCCGGACACGGACACUGUCUGCUGGACGAACCGACGAAACCCUUAGAACCGCAAGACCCGACGAGAUUCUUGGGCGAAUAUUACUCGGUAGACAGACAGUGCGAACUGGUGUACGGAAGAGGGUGGAGAAGGUGCCCUAUGAUCAAAACGGAACAUGUGUGCAAUAAACUGUGGUGCAGUACAAUGACCCUGGAAGGCCUCGGUCAAUGUCGUGAUCCGCACAUGCCGUGGGCCGACGGGACGUAUUGCGGCGAGAACAAAUGGUGUCAACGGGGCGAGUGCGUACCCCGCAAGAGGCUCAGGCCGAUCGACGGCCAGUGGGGCGAAUGGGGUCCGUACGGGAAAUGCAGCAGGACUUGCGGCGGUGGUAUCAAGAAGAAGUACCGCGAAUGCAACAGCCCGUCGCCGCAGAACUACGGGAAGUAUUGCGUCGGGGAUCGGUUCAAGUAUAAAAGUUGCGGAACCAGGGAGUGUCCGCCGGGAAGCCGCGACUUCAGAGAAGUACAGUGUUCGAGCUACAAUAACAAGAAUCUGAACUUGUCGGGCGCGCCUACGAACGCGAAAUGGUACCCUACGUACAAGCAAAUUGCGCCACACGAGCGUUGUAAAUUGAUCUGCCACGUGCACAUCAAUCAGUCUUUCACGCUGAAGGAGAAGGUGAUCGACGGAACGCCGUGCGGCAAGGACACGUUUCACAUAUGCGUGAACGGCCAGUGCAAGCCAGCGGGAUGCGAUCAUAUUUUGAACUCGACGGCGGAAAAGGAUAUCUGCGGCGUGUGCAAGGGUGACAAUUCCACCUGCGAGUGGGUCACCGGCACCUACAACUCCACGGCGGGUGGAUACAGGACGGUAACCACGAUCCCUGCGGGUAGCAGGAAUAUUGACAUCAAGCAGUACGGUUGGAUGAACAUGGAAGAUGAUCAGAAUUAUCUCGCCUUGCGUCUUGGAGAAAGUGAAAAAUACAUAUUGAAUGGGAACCAUCAGGUAAUGGCCAAAGGGGUGUUCAAAGAGGCUGGUAUUACUAUUGAAUACAGUGGGCCCACGGCUGUUGUCGAACGGGUAAAUUCUACCGAUGCUAUCAGCACUAACUUAACUUUGCAGGUACUGUCAACAGAGAUAGCUAAUCCGCCGCAAAUCACUUAUGAAUAUACAGUGCCGAGAAAGAUUUUGGACAGGUACACGUGGGUGCUAAAUGAUGACUGGACGAAUUGUAGUCUACCUUGUCAAGGGAUGACGUAUCGCAAGGCUGAGUGCAAGAGCAUCGAGCACCGACACGUCGUUUCCGAUGUUUACUGUCGAAAAUCGGAGAAGCCGCGGGAGAAAAGUGAAACUUGCCACAAUCAUUGCAUUCUCGAGUGGAACGAGAGAGUGUCGGAGUGUUCGAAUCACUGUGGCCCGGGGAUUCAAACGGUGACGUCGAGAUGCGUGCAACGGUUGUUAAUCCGUCCGUUCCAUUUAAUUCCUAUUUAUGACAUAUCGUGCGCUCAUCUGCAACGGCCGAACGACACGAGGCCGUGCACGGGUCCCUGCGAGGAUGCUCACUGGGAUUACGGGGAAUGGAGCGCCUGUGACGUUACAUGCGGCACCGGGCUUCAGUACAGAUCGGCCACUUGCGUCGAUUCAAACCGGAGAGAAGUUUCCGAGGAGAACUGCAUGCGACAGAGAAAAGAUCUGGAGAGACCAUGCGCGCAGCAUUCGUGUCCCAAAUGGGCUGUGGCGAACUGGACCGAUUGCUCGGUGACGUGCGGUAUUGGCGUGCAACGGGCGACUUUUGUCUGCCACAUAGAUCAUCGCAUUGUUUCAAACAGCUUCUGCGGCAAUCCACCUCGGGAAAUCAUCAAAUCUUGCAACGCUGGGUCUUGCGAAGAAUGGCACGCUGGUGACUGGAGCCCGUGUACAGUCAGUUGCGGCGAAGGUACAAAGCGAAGGAAAGUCAUGUGCAAGGAUGAUAACGGAUUGAGAAGCAACAGGUGUUCUGACUCCGACAAACCGGAUGAUAUUGCGGUUUGCAUAUUAAAAUCCUGUCCAACAGUAGUGAGCGAAACGCCGAUCAAAUAUUCCUCGGAUCCGCCGUAUGAGGUUCCCUCUCAACAGGACAACGAAGUUCACGAUAUAAUAUUCCGUUCCGGAUACAAGUGGCACGUGGAAUCGCGGAAGUGUUCUAGUCCGUGUCUCGAAGGGUACAUGCAGACGCCAGUUACGUGCGUUUCGAUCGAAACGGGAACCAUCGCGCCCGACGAUUAUUGCGAUAACGAGAAGAAGCCGCCUACUGAGAUUCCUUGCAAUCGCUAUCACUGUCCGAUGUGGCACGCCAGCGAAUGGGCACAGUGCAACGUGGAAUGUGGGACCGGGCAUCAGUACCGGCAAGUGAUUUGCCAAAGUCCGAACGGCGACCUACUGCAAGACGAGAAGUGUCACGAUAGCGAGAAACCGGAAAUAGUGAAGCUGUGCCGGAAGAGACCCUGCGCGCACAACAACGACCGAAGGAAUCGAUUAGAAACGAAUAUUCUACGCAAAUGGAGAACCUCUCCGUGGACUCCCUGUUCGAAAUCGUGCGGCACCGGGACGCAGAGGCGGAGGGUGGAGUGCACGAUGAGGAGGGGAAACCACGGACCGGAAGUAACCGUUAAGGACGAGCACUGCUCGAGGCUCGGGCUGAAAAAGCCGAGAGCGCAGAGGCCUUGUCGACGCUUUGCCUGCAACUAUAUUUGGCAAGAAGGAGCUUGGUCUGAGGUAUCUUCAUACCUCGCCGCUAUGAUCUAUCGAUCACGUUCGCCACUUGUUAUUCAUUUCAAUCGAGUUUGUCUCAAUUGUCUUGGAUUCAUCGAGUUUAUCGACAGAUUUACGGAAACUCAAUCGUCGCGUAGCUUCAUCGAUAGAAACUGUUAUUUAAAACAAAUUACACAGUGCAGUCACGCUUGCGGACAAAAGGGCCGAGAGACGCGGAAAGUGAUCUGUGUGAACAGGGACGGUCAGAAGGUGAGCGCCUCGCACUGUCCUAGGCAAUUUAAGCCUCAACGGAAACAGAGAUGUAACCAAAGAAAGUGUCACGCGAUGUCCUGUCUCGAGGCGAAGAAAUACUUCAACGCGUAUAAAGACGGCGAAUACAAUUUGGUCGUCGGCGGAAGGAAUAUGUCGAUUUACUGCUACAGGAUGGAAACGAACGAGCCGAAAGAGUACUUAACACUGUUGGCUGGUCAUCAAGAGAAUUAUGCAGCGAUAUAUGAUGAAACAUUGAACAACCCUUAUCUGUGUCCCCGAUCGGGAUCGAGAAACCAGAACUGCAACUGCAACAAUUCUGGGAAAACAACGUUCGGGAGGGUGCGAAUCGAUCCCGUGGAUCUAUCGGUCAUAGGGAACGAUUAUACGUUCUCGAGGACGACGGGUUCGAAUCGAGUCGAGUACGGCACGGCUGGUGACUGUAACAACGUUGCGUAUUGUCCUCAGGGUCGUUUUAGUAUUAACUUGAGCGGAACUCAAUUGAAAUUAUCGUCGAGCGUCAGUUGGACGACGACGACAUUUAGGACCUCGUCGGAAGUCCACAAAAUCAGUAAUCAGCACGUGGUCGGAAAAUGUGGAGGCUAUUGCGGCUAUUGUAAACCGAAGAACGGGUUAAAGUUAGACGUUCUACCACCCUAGUCCGUAACUUGUGGGGUUCAACAAUCUCCAAAUACCUGCCAGCUUUGGACAGGUAAAAAAUGUCAGCAACGGAUUUUGAAAUGUGUCACAAAAGACUGGUUCGACGAACACGAGAUGAAAUCACAGUAUAGAAUCUGCUACCGAAUCGCCAUCCAUUCGCUUCAAGCUUGUUUCGAAUCAUUCGCCUAAAUUGUUACUAGUCCAUGCGAUUUUUAACGAUCAUUGUAUAAUACAUUUAUAUUGAAAAAUGGAUUGCCUCCGGAAAGAACCGUGGAAAGUUUCUUCGAAGCUGUUGACGAUCUACCAACUAGGGUAAAGAAUAAUUAAUAUCGCGUUAACUGAUUAUUCAACUGUUUGCAUUUAAAAAUGUGCUACUUUUAUCACUUGAGAGUAAGAUGCUUGUAGAUGUCGAAGGUAUCGACCUUUUUUUUUUUAUACUUGACGCGUUAAUUAGGAAGAAAUGAUGUACUGUUUAAAGUUAAAUAGCGAUUAAAUAAGGAACUAAUUAGAUUUUAUAAAUCCUGCCUCGCAGGACGAACAGUCAAGCGUUAAUAAACGAACGGGUUGAACACAGAGACGCUGAUGCCUGACGGGAUGCCUGUCUGAGUAGCGAUACUUACAACUGGCAAGGAGAUAACUUCUAACAAAAGAAAAGACAAAUUCGAUAUACGCCUGAAAGCUUCUGACUUAAAGUCACAUUAAAAAAAUAUUUUUCUAUAAAAAACAUCACUCCUUAGAUGUUGUAAUACUUGGAGGUAUGUUAGGCUGUCCCGAGCUGCUCGUUCAAUCGUAACGCCUCGUGUCCAAGAGUUCCGUUUAGUUAGCGUAAGUAAUUUAAUGUCCGGUAAGAAUUGCAGUAUUCGUUUUGUGUUUAUACUCGUUGAAACAUCAUGACUGCCAAAAUGCUUGUCGAUGCGAAAGGAAGGUACGUAACGCGCAAAAUGAACGUAAAACAAACGUGGAACAAACGUUAGCACGCGACUGAAGUACAAAGUUGAUGAAACGGUCGUGAACCCGACUCAAUUUGUCGUUCUCGUAAUCGAGUCUAGGCUUGAUUUUCGACUAGGCUUGAUUUAUACUCUGCUUCUACGAGAACCGCGUAAGUAAUUGUACAACGCUAUGGUGCUAUGUGUACGUAGAUUUAUUGGAAAACGCGUCGCACCCCUUGAACUCUCUUCUUGCUAUUAAUACUGUCACUGCUGAAAGAAUAAACGUUUGUUAUCUCUGACGGAGAUCGAUGAACCUCCUCUUUUAAAUAGGGCGUAUUUUACAGAACGUUCGAAGAUACAGAAUUUCACGUCUCCGCUAAAGAGAUAUACUACGUCUACGUAAAGGUAUUAAAAUAUAUUUUAGUUUACGUUUAAUUGUUUGUGUAGAUGAUGGUUUAAGGACUGGAAUUAUAGAACCAAGUGCCGUAUUCCUGCCGUCACGAGAGUCCAUACUAGUUUCGCGCAGCUUAGUGGAGAAAAUAUGAAAGAAAGAGAGACGAGCGACCGAAAACUGCUCUUUGCGCACUAUGGACUCUCGUGACGACAGGUAUAGAAAUGAAUCUUAAGAGCUGAGACAGUAAAUAUUUCAAACUUCGUACGACUGUUUCAAGUAUAUGAGGAAUAGCAGUAAAAUACACGACUAUAGUCGGUAUUCAGAGUCGUUUAUUCUUAAGAUUAUCUUAAGUAUUUGCUAUCCCUGUCUAUCUCAUAUUUCCAGUCCCUGUACAGGAAACAGGGGCCUAAGCGGAUGCUUAGGCGAUAUAUAUCUCUAGUAACGACUCUGAAUACCGGUCUAUGAUUCGUGUAGAACCAGAAUCUCUCGAUUAACGAUGGCCUUUUAUCACUCGUAGCGUUUAAGUUUCGUGAAUGAAAGAAUGAACCUGUGUGAAAGAGACUCUUGUUUAAAACACGAAACGGUUGACCGUUUUCGCACUGCCACAUGUAAGUAUGUACAACGAAACCUCGAUUGUUCGACCUAAUUCUGGUGAGGAAUCAGGAUCAGUGCCAUAACUAAGUCAGGAUCGUGCCAUACGAAGUGACUGUGGCUAAGUGUCUAACUCAAUAAUGUCAAAAAAAUUAAAAAUAUUAACGUUUUUAAAAUUUAAACAAGUUAAAUUUUAGUGAAUGCAGUAUAUAAAAUACUAUU